AUGGAAGGUCUCUUUAACUGUAAUAACUGUAAGGGAAAAGACAAUAAUAAACGGGUUGGGUCGGGUCGGGGUGGCAGUCGGUUUUUGCAGGGAGCAGACACGGAUCCGGAUGACGUGGCAAAGAUAAGGGAAGCUUUACAAACUGGGUCGACCUACUGUGGAAGGUUACUGAAUUACAAGAAGGACGGUACUCCCUUUUGGAACCUUCUUACUAUUGCCCCUAUCAAGGACGAUGAUGGCAGAGUCCUUAAAUUUAUAGGAAUGCAAGUGGAGGUUAGCAAGCACACAGAGGGGACAAAGGAGAAGAUGCUACGUCCCAAUGGAUUACCCGAAUCCUUGAUUCGAUACGAUGCUCGUGAGAAGGAGAAGGCAAACAGUACAGUAUCUGAGUUGUUGCAGGCUGUGAGGAGGCCACGGGCACUGAGUGAAUCAGCAGGCCGUCCCGUGAUCAGAAAGUCAGCAUCAGGUGAUGAUGCUCAAGCUAAACCAGAGAAGCCAUCCAGAAGAAAAUCUGAGAGUGUCUCUUCUUUUAGACGCAAAUCACAUGCAGGAGACGCAACUUCAAUGGAAAAAAUCACUGAGCUACCUGAAAAGAAACACAAGACAUCUCGUCGACGUUCCUUCAUGGGGUUCAUCAGGAAAAGUCAGUCAAAUUUUGGAAGCUUCAAUGAUAAAGCAGUCAUUGAGGACAGCUCUGAGAGUAGUGAUGAGGAUGAUGAGAGGUGUGGUAGUUUUGAUGGCAAAGUACAGAGGAGGGAAAAGAGAAAGGGUCUUGAUCUUGCUACCACACUCGAACGUAUUGAGAAGAACUUUGUCAUCACUGAUCCCAGGCUGCCUGAUAAUCCCAUUAUCUUUGCAUCCGAUAGCUUCUUGGAGCUUACGGAGUAUAGUCGUGAAGAAAUCUUGGGAAGAAAUUGCAGGUUUCUGCAAGGGCCUGAAACUGAUCCAGCAACAGUGAGAAAAAUUCGAGAGGCUAUUGACAAUCAAACUGACGUUACUGUGCAACUCAUCAAUUAUACAAAGAGUGGUAAAAAGUUCUGGAACUUGUUUCAUUUGCAACCUAUGCGAGAUCAGAAGGGAGAGGUACAGUACUUCAUUGGAGUUCAACUUGAUGGUAGUCAACACGUGGAGCCUCUUCAAAACCGCAUUGCAGAAGAUACUGCAAAAGAGGGAGAACAAUUGGUAAAAGAAACAGCUGAAAAUGUCGAUGAUGCACUGAAAGAACUUCCAGAUGCUAAUUUGAAACCAGAAGAUUUAUGGAUGAAUCAUACAAAAGUGGUUCACCCCAAACCUCAUAGGAGGGAUGAAGCUGCUUGGAAAGCUAUUCAGAAGAUCCUAGAAAGUGGAGAGCAGAUUGGCUUGAAUCAUUUUAGACCAGUUAAACCUUUGGGAUCAGGAGAUACUGGCAGUGUCUUUCUGGUGGAGCUAGGCGAAACUGGCCAAUAUUUUGCCAUGAAGGCUAUGGAGAAGGGUGUUAUGCUCAAUCGUAACAAAGUACAGAAUUAA
Molecule: messenger RNA, 1506 nt
Organism: Sphenostylis stenocarpa
Lineage: Eukaryota; Viridiplantae; Streptophyta; Magnoliopsida; Fabales; Fabaceae
Source: the annotation of a GenBank genome assembly